Messenger RNA from Microcebus murinus (gray mouse lemur), 4509 nucleotides. The record is from RefSeq and is a predicted model, not a curated record. Lineage: Eukaryota; Metazoa; Chordata; Mammalia; Primates; Cheirogaleidae.
GGGCGGUGGAAGGCGGAAGUGGGAGAGGAGUUGGGCGCCGCUUCUGUGGCCGCAGCAGGUUCAUGGUGAUGAUAUGGCAUCUGCCAGCUCCAGCCGGGCAGGAGUGGCCCUGCCUUUCGAGAAGUCUCAGCUUACUUUGAAAGUGGUGUCAGCGAAGCCCAAGGUGCAUAAUCGUCAACCUCGAAUUAACUCCUACGUGGAGGUGGCGGUGGAUGGACUCCCCAGUGAGACCAAGAAGACUGGGAAGCGCAUUGGGAGCUCAGAGCUUCUCUGGAAUGAGAUCAUCAUCUUGAAUGUCACGGCCCAGAGUCAUUUAGAUUUGAAGGUCUGGAGCUGCCACACCUUGAGAAAUGAGCUGCUAGGCACGGCCUCUGUCAACCUCUCCAACGUCCUGAAGAACAAUGGAGGCAAAAUGGAGAACACGCAGCUGACCCUGAACCUGCAGACAGAGAACAAAGGCAGCGUUGUCUCGGGCGGAGAGCUGACAAUUUUCCUGGACGGGCCAACUGUUGAUCUGGGAAGUGUGCCUAAUGGCAGUGCUGUGACAGACGGAUCACAGCCGCCUUCGAGGGAGUCCAGUGGGACAGCGGUAGCUCCGGAGAACCGGCACCAGCCCCCCAGCACCAACUGCUUCGGUGGGAGAUCCCGGACGCACAGACAUUCAGGUGGUUCAGCCAGAACAACCACAGCAACCAGCGAGCAAAGCCCCGGCGCUAGGAACCGUCACCGCCAGCCCAGAAAGAACUCAAGCCACAGUGGCUUGGCCAAUGGCACAGAGGAUACAAGAAAAUCACCUCAUUAUUCUGGAAACUGGCAAAGGGAAAGAAUCAAGCAUUUCUCCUGACUUUCCUUCCCAGACUGACUCUCAAGUGAAUGAUGAAUCCACAGCAGCUACCGAUGCUGAAGAAACCUCUGUUGUGAGCGUGACAUCUGCCACAGCCUUGAAUGUGACCCCGAACCCCAACACAACAUCUCUCCCUGCUCCGGCCACACCGGCUGAAGGAGAGGAACCCAGCACUUCGGGCACACAGCAGCUCCCAGCGGCCGCCCAGGCCCCCGAUGCUCUGCCUGCUGGAUGGGAACAACGAGAGCUGCCCAACGGACGUGUCUAUUAUGUCGACCACAAUACCAAGACCACCACCUGGGAGCGGCCUCUUCCUCCAGGCUGGGAAAAACGCACAGAUCCCCGAGGCAGGUUUUACUAUGUGGAUCACAACACCCGGACCACCACCUGGCAGCGCCCGACAGCCGAGUACGUGCGCAACUACGAGCAGUGGCAGUCGCAGCGGAAUCAGCUCCAGGGGGCCAUGCAGCACUUCAGCCAAAGAUUCCUCUACCAGUCUUCGAGUGCUUCGACCGACCAUGAUCCCCUGGGCCCCCUCCCUCCUGGCUGGGAGAAGAGACAGGACAACGGCCGGGUGUAUUACGUGAACCAUAACACUCGCACUACCCAAUGGGAGGACCCUCGGACCCAAGGGAUGAUCCAGGAACCAGCUCUGCCCCCAGGGUGGGAGAUGAAAUACACCAGCGAGGGGGUGCGGUACUUCGUGGACCAUAACACCCGCACCACCACCUUUAAGGAUCCUCGCCCAGGGUUUGAGUCGGGGACGAAGCAAGGUUCCCCUGGUGCCUAUGAUAGAAGUUUUCGAUGGAAGUAUCACCAGUUCCGUUUCCUCUGCCAUUCAAAUGCCCUGCCCAGCCACGUGAAGAUCAACGUUUCCAGGCAGACACUUUUUGAGGAUUCUUUCCAACAGAUCAUGAACAUGAAACCCUACGACCUGCGCCGCCGGCUCUACAUCAUCAUGCGUGGCGAGGAGGGCCUGGACUACGGAGGCAUCGCCAGAGAGUGGUUUUUCCUCCUGUCCCACGAGGUGCUCAACCCCAUGUACUGUUUGUUUGAAUACGCCGGCAAGAACAACUACUGCCUGCAGAUCAACCCCGCCUCUUCCAUCAACCCCGACCACCUCACCUACUUCCGCUUCAUCGGCAGAUUCAUCGCCAUGGCUCUGUACCAUGGCAAGUUCAUCGAUACGGGCUUCACCCUCCCGUUCUACAAGCGGAUGCUCAACAAGAGACCAACCUUGAAGGACCUGGAAUCCAUCGACCCCGAAUUCUACAACUCCAUUGUCUGGAUCAAGGAAAACAACCUAGAGGAGUGUGGCCUGGAGCUGUACUUCAUCCAGGACAUGGAGAUCCUAGGCAAGGUGACAACCCAUGAGCUGAAGGAAGGUGGCGAGAGCAUCCGUGUCACCGAGGAGAACAAGGAGGAGUACAUCAUGCUGCUGACGGACUGGCGUUUCACCCGAGGCGUGGAAGAGCAGACCAAAGCCUUCCUGGAUGGCUUCAACGAGGUGGCCCCGCUCGAGUGGCUGCGCUAUUUUGACGAGAAGGAGCUGGAGCUGAUGCUGUGCGGCAUGCAAGAGAUAGACAUGAGCGACUGGCAGAAGAACACCAUCUACCGGCACUACACCAAGAACAGCAAGCAGAUCCAGUGGUUCUGGCAGGUGGUGAAGGAGAUGGACAACGAGAAGAGGAUCCGGCUGCUGCAGUUUGUGACUGGAACCUGCCGCCUGCCUGUUGGGGGCUUUGCCGAACUCAUCGGUAGCAACGGACCACAGAAGUUUUGCAUUGACAAGGUUGGCAAGGAGACCUGGCUGCCCAGAAGCCACACCUGUUUCAACCGCCUGGAUCUCCCACCCUACAAGAGCUACGAGCAGCUGAAAGAGAAGCUGCUGUAUGCCAUCGAGGAGACCGAGGGCUUUGGACAGGAGUAACGAGGCCGCCGCCCCACGCCCCCCAGCACACACGUAGUCCUGAGUCCUCCCUGCCUGAGAGGCCACUGGCCGUGUAGCCCUCGGGAGGUCCCCGAGGACAGUGGCCCUGCAUGGGAUCACCCUGUCAUCACGCUGGUGGCAGAAGAGCCCGACCCCAGGAGGCCCUGCAGCCCUGCCACCUGCGGGUGGCAGUCUGGAAUAAAGCCCCCAGUCACCUUUGGCCCCACCACCCAUUGUGAAGUCCGGAGGGCUGACCCUCUCUGCAAAACUCUGCCCCUUCCCCGGGCCCAAGCCUGGGUGUGCGUGAGUGUGCCAGGGAAGGGGUUUGUCUGGGGCUGUGGCCGGAGCCCGGGGCCGGGUGGGCUGGUUAGGCGGGAAGGAGAUUGGCCACUCGGGGUAGCUGUUCGGGACCGAGAAAGCCAAGGGUCUCUGCCAGUAAAAGAGGUUCUGUCUCAAAUAGAACUUUCCCGGUGAUCCAUAUGAAAUGAAGGUGUGCGGGCGAGGACUCUGGAUCAGGGCCGAUCUUAGUUCUGUCCCUGGUGGGUUCCAGCCAGCAGGGCAGCAGGACUCAGUGGCCAGUCCGUUCUUUCUCAGUAAACAAAGUCCAGGCUGCCUGGGCACCCGUGGAAUGGAAACAGCAAACUCCCGCAGACUCCCUUUGUCUGUUCAUAAACUUGAAGCAUUUGUGUGUAGGGUUGCUUUCGGUUUUCUGGUGUGCUGCUUUCACUUUCUGUCAAGGAGCUGGUACCCCAGCUGUUCCAGGACCUCAAGGGACCCAGCUGCUUGGGUCUAAGAGUUUCCCAAACAGCCGCUCGUCUCAGGAACCCUCUUAGCAGUUCUGUGAGCUCAGGCAGGCCUGACAUGGCAGUUCGUCCUCACGGUGUGGCCUAGUCCCUGAGCUUGGCAGAGAGGAGUCCUGAGCGAUACUUCUAACCUUGCCACCUUCGAUAGAGAAGAAGCCCCUUUGCUAGAUACAGUCACCCGGGCAGCCCCUGGAGCUCCCGGCGGGCCGUAGUCCCCUGUUUAGGAUGCAGUGUGGCCUGGCCAGCUGAAAGAGCUCAUCCUGCAUAGAUGCGAGGCUUUAUCUGCAUGCAGGAAAGGAAAACCAGCGGAAGGGCCCUGAGCUGCUGCAGAGCCUGACCUGAUUUGGGGAGUUCCCAUCAGCCCCUGAUGUGGGAAUGUGGUGGUUCUAGAAAUCUCCAAGGUGAACGUGCUCCUGUGGGGUGCUGGAGUAGCAGAGACCCCAGUCCGGACCCCUGGGUUCUAGUGCCGACCGCCAGCUGCAGACCAGCUUCCUAGAACCCCAGACGGGCCCUCAGGCUGGUCAUGGGAGCCCUCUGAGGAUAGCCUCAUGUCCCCAGACCAUGUCCUUCCGAGGCCCGUGGAGGCACAGCCCGUGUCCACCUGUCGCGUGUGCUGGUCUGAGCGGCCCAGCUUGCUGCAGCUCAGCCUGCUCUGUCCCACUGUCAUUUGCUGCUCACCCCACGGCACGUCCCCACACAGGCCGCUUUGUCGGGUGGGCUGGGGCGCGAGCUGUGCUUCGAGGUUUGGAAGCUUCAGGCUUGCGGGUGUUCAUGGGUGUUCAUGUGUGUGUGCGUACCUACGUGUAAAUAACUGAAGUGUCUGUGCGGAAUGCCCUUCGGUAGCACUGGGUUGGUCAGCAGGUUGUUUUGUAAUGCCCGCCCCCUGCCUCGAUAUUGCCAGUUUCUUGUGCAAUAAACAAUCAGCAGCUGUG